Messenger RNA from Varanus komodoensis (Komodo dragon), 2635 nucleotides. Its product is annotated as carbohydrate sulfotransferase 8-like. Gene Ontology annotation, molecular function: sulfotransferase activity. The coding region runs from base 1 to 921 and encodes 306 amino acids. The transcript has 2 exons. Gene Ontology annotation, cellular component: membrane. The record is from RefSeq and is a predicted model, not a curated record. NCBI's taxonomy places the organism in Eukaryota, Metazoa, Chordata, Lepidosauria, Squamata, Varanidae. Gene Ontology annotation, biological process: carbohydrate biosynthetic process.
AUGCAGUUCCUCACUCGAGUCUGCAUCUUUGCUUCACUGGGCUUCAUUUCCCUGCUGUGGUGGAGCCAUCUUCUCUGGCGACCCACACGCCAUGGCCAAGGUAAUCUGAUCAUUAAGGAUGAGGGAGUACAUUUUCCAUACAAAUUUGACACUCUCCUGCAUAUUCAACAGUCCCGGAAAAAAAUGCUGAGGUCCUUCUGCAGCAAAAAUCAUAAAAUUGUCACACUUCCUCCUUCCCAGGAGGAAACUUCUCAGUUAUUGUCUUUCAUUGCAGUAAACAACAAAUUGCAUUUUCUGUAUUGCAAAAUACCUGGCACAGGAGUUAAAGGCUGGGAACAGCUGCUAGAAAUGCUGGAGGAGAAAGGUGUCACACCGCCAAUGCCAAUCCCCUAUCACCAGCUGUUCGGUACCCAAAAGUCACUCAGAGAUUACAACCUGUCAUCCAUGGAAAAUAUGCUGAAAUCCUACACAAAAGUGAUGUUCAUCAGGGAACCUUUCCAGAGACUCAUCUCUGCUUAUUUGCAUGGCUUGGCCAAAGGCGUAACCUUCCAGGAGUUCAUUCAGAACAUCUUAUCCAGGGGAUCCAUGAAUGCCAGUGCUGAAUGGGCACCAUUGGUCAACCUGUGUCAUCCAUGCCUUGUCCAAUAUGAUUACAUCAUCAUGUUUGGAUCCCUUGGCAGUGAGGUGCAACAUUUAUUGCUCCGGGCUGGAGUUGCUGGGAACCUCCAGAUUCCUGUGUUCAAAAACUCCAAAAGUCCGUGGGCAUAUAGGUGGUCAGAAGAGCAGAUGCUCAGCAAACUCUCACUCAUGGAGAGGACACAGCUCUGCCAUUUCUUUCAGUCUGACUUUGCUGCAUUUCACUUUCCCAGCAGCUUGCUGUGGUACUACACUUGUGUUCCAAGAAGCAAUUCGAUGGAAUAAAACACCUUGACUGGGAUGUUCAGUAUGCAAAAGUGAGUGCAAAACUGAGCUGAACUGCUGAAAUUGCUGCAGGAAACAGAAGGGUGGUCAGCACAGAUCAGUGAACUGUUCCUGGAAAGCACUUUUGACAAAAUAAGCAAGGGAUGUGAUCUAGUUCCUCAGUCUCAACCCAUUCAAGAGAACUGCCUGAAAGUUUUGUCACCAGAAAUGGCAUUUUCUCCACAUCUAUUUCAUUUAUUCAUUGAUUCAUUUAGAAACAAAGAAACAGAGUGAGUCAGAAGGGGUCUCCCGGGCCAUCUAGUCUGACCUCCAGCACUUAUCAUGUUUCAAUACCUCCCAAUAGCUAAAGGUCUCUGGGUGGUUUACAAAGAUUAAAGCUGAAAAAGCCCAGUAUUCUACAUAAUGUAAAAGGCAUUUACAUAGAUGCAUAUAAACAGAUAAAAUGGAUGGAUGGAUGGACAGAAUUGUCACAAUCAAAAAUAUAAAAUCCCAGGACCUGAUUGAAAACCUUAUUGUAUGUUGCAAAAGACUUGAGAGUAGGGAAAGGUCUUAAAUUGGCACAAAAAGGUGAUAGCAUUGGUACCAAACUGUUUCCCUGGGAAAAUCAUUUCUGAAUUCUGGGCCCAUCACCAAGAAGGCCCCCCACGUUUUUCCAGCUUCUGAUUCUUCCAUGGAGGAAGCACUCAGAGGAGUCCCAGAUGAUGAGUGAAGCAUCUGGGUAGGUUUACACUAGGAGAGGCUCUCUGAUGGGUAUUGCAAUCUCAAGGCCUGUAAGACUUUAUAGCUCAAAAGCAGCAUCCUGUAUCAGGCUUGAAAAUGUAUGGGCAGCCAGUGCCAGUGGCCAGAACUGUGGUAUAUGUCCGGAGUGCUUUCAGUCUGGAUGCUGCACUUGGCACAAGCUACAGCUUCUGAACAAUCUUUCAAGGGAUCCCCACACAGAGUGUAUCCAGUCUCUAACCUGUUGCAGGCAGUACCCAUCAGGGCUGGAUACCCUCAGGAUGGCCUGGCUGGUGACCCCUGGUAACCAAAUGAUCUGGUAGGCUUGGUACCUGGUUCUGAAGAGCUGUCUGUCAAAAGGGAGGCCCCCUCCUCCAUGAAAUCAUUGUGAGGGAGGGGGAGAGAGGCAGCCUUAUUAGCAAUUGGAAUUUGACCAUUGGAGCUUGGCUACUGGGGGAAGCAGCUAAGGUGGGGGAAAUUGAUCUAAGCUUGUGGUGUUUGCGGAGGGGGACAUUCAGUUUUUAUUGUGAAACUUAACCAAAUUUUAUAAAAAGAAAUGGAGAAAAAAGAGAAAUGUAUCUGUAUGCAUACAUAGAUUUGUUCUACAUUGGUGACUACAUAUGAGAUGUUUAUUAUAUGAAAAUACAGUUUUCUAGUAAUCAUGCAUAAGUAAAAGCAGACCAGAUAUCCAAGUAAGCAUCCACCUGAAGGCAGCAUCUCUAAACUUGCUCCAUUUAAAACUUGAAAAAGUUGUAAUGUGUAAUCCAUAAUCCAUAGGAGUUCUACUAUGGAUUUCUAUUUUCGGUGUUCUACACUCGGUCCUUUAGCUGUCAAAAGAUGGCAGAAAAUCUGUCAAAGCCUAUAAGUCAUAUAUAUAAUGAGAUUCAAAUGGACCAAAGCUUAGAGUUUGGUAGAAAUGGUAGCCAGUGUGUUUCUUUUGUUUCUCUUAAGUAAACUCUCUGUCUCUUAAUCCAUGUUUUCGAUCUGCAAAUCCUUC